ACACAAAAAAACAUAAAAACAAAAACACAAGUGUAUCUCCCCAAGGAGGCGAAAAUCCAGCCGUGGAAACUCUACGGUCUGCGCACGCGAGGUUUGUCCCGUAACCGAUCAAUACGCACAUAUUUAUACCGGAACACGAAGCGGCUGCUCGAGAGUUCGACACUCCGAGUCUUACAGGAUUCACGUCGAGGAUAAAGCGAGGGGUCGAGCCGCUGGUUUUUCGUUGUUUGGGAGCAUCCUACCGCGGUCGGUUAUCGGAUUUCGUUAAACGUAUGAGAGAAUAAGCGAGAGAGAAAAGAGAGAAAAGAAAAGAAAUACGGAAGAGAGAAGAGUAUAGAGUAAAUAAACUCGUUAUAAUAGUAAUAAGAGAAAAGUUGAAAGAAAAGAAAGGAAAGAAAGAGAAAAGAAAAAGUUUGUUGACGUGAUCCCAGACAAGUGAAGGACCCCCCCGCCCCCCCGCCCCCCCGGCCAGAAUGACAUGUGACGAGAAAGGCGUUCCUAAUGGAAAGACACCUCCUGCGGACGCGAAGGACGUCGUUCUCGAGGACACCGCGACGCCUCCUUCAGCGCCGGCCAAAGAGGAGUCCAAGAAGGACGCCAAGGACCCUGCCAAGGACCCUGCUAAGGACUCUGCCAAGGACUCUGCCAAGGACUCUACCAAGGACUCUGCCAAGGACCCUGCCAAGGACCCUGCCAAGGACCCUGCCAAGGACCCAGCCAAGGACUCUGCCAAGGACUCUGCCAAGGACUCUGCCAAGGACCCACCCAAGGACCCUGCCAAGGACCCUGCCAAGGACCCUGCCAAAGACCCUGCCAAGGAGGAUACCAAGAAAGAUACCAAAGAACCUGCUAAGGAACCAGUCAAAGAUCCUGCCAAAGACCCUGCCAAGGACCCUGUCAAGGACACUGCCAAAGACCCUGCCAAAGACCCUGCCAAGGACACAGUCAAGGACACUAUCAAGGACUCUGCCAAGGACCCUAUCAAGGACUCCGGCAAAGACCCUGCCAAGGAGCCCGCGAAGGACCCUGCCAAAGAGCCUCUGAAGGACGAGAAGGACACGGCCGCUGCCAUUCCCAGCGCGGACUCUGCUCCUGUGAAGAGUGGAGAUGCAGGUGAUAAAUUCCAGGUAAGAUGAUCUAUUGAGAAAAAAAAAAAAAACGUGCAUUUUGGAUGUUAAUUGCAUUGUC
Molecule: messenger RNA, 1188 nt
Organism: Penaeus chinensis
Lineage: Eukaryota; Metazoa; Arthropoda; Malacostraca; Decapoda; Penaeidae
Product: neurofilament heavy polypeptide-like
Exons: 2
Coding region: 474-1136 (220 amino acids)
Source: RefSeq, a predicted model, not a curated record